Molecule: messenger RNA, 2417 nt
Organism: Callorhinchus milii (elephant shark)
Lineage: Eukaryota; Metazoa; Chordata; Chondrichthyes; Chimaeriformes; Callorhinchidae
Gene: sephs1
Product: selenophosphate synthetase 1
Exons: 8
Coding region: 184-1362 (392 amino acids)
Biological process (GO): L-selenocysteine biosynthetic process
Cellular component (GO): cytoplasm
Molecular function (GO): selenide, water dikinase activity; ATP binding
Source: RefSeq, a predicted model, not a curated record
AAAGUGAGGAAGAAUAUAUAUAUACACACACACAGUAUAUAUAUGUGUGUGUGUGUGUAUCCUGUAUAAAUAUACAUACACACACGUACAUCUAUUGUCGCCGCCUCCACCACCGUCUAUUGCUGCGAAAAGGGGGGGGGGGGGUCGGGUCCGGUCCGGUCGGUCGGUGGUGAAGGCGACACCAUGUCGGUGAGGGAGACGUUCAACCCGGAGAACUACGAGUUGGACAAGAAUUUUCGACUGACCCGCUUCGCCGAGCUGAAGGGGACGGGAUGCAAAGUGCCGCAGGACGUCCUGCACAAGCUGCUGGAGGCCCUGCAGGAGAAUCACUACCAGGAGGACGAGCAGUUCCUCGGGGCCGUCAUGCCCCGUUUGGGUAUUGGGAUGGAUACAUGUGUUAUUCCCUUAAGACACGGUGGUCUUUCUCUGGUUCAGACAACAGAUUAUUUUUAUCCUAUUGUUGACGAUCCUUAUAUGAUGGGCCGAAUAGCUUGUGCCAAUGUUCUAAGUGACCUUUAUGCCAUGGGGGUCACAGAGUGUGACAACAUGCUGAUGCUGCUUGGCGUGAGCAAUAAAAUGGCAGAUAAGGAGCGGGACAAAGUAAUGCCACUAAUAAUACAGGGUUUUAAAGAUGCGGCGGAUGAGGCAGGUACAGCAGUCACGGGCGGACAAACGGUAUUAAACCCUUGGAUCAUAUUAGGAGGUGUGGCCACUACAGUCUGUCAGCCAAAUGAAUUUAUCAUGCCAGAUAAUGCAGUGCCUGGGGAUGUUCUGGUACUAACAAAACCACUGGGAACACAAGUUGCGGUUGCUGUGCACCAAUGGCUUGACAUUCCCGAGAAGUGGAACAAGAUCAAGCUCGUUGUAACUCAAGAGGAUGUAGAGUUGGCUUACCAGGAGGCUAUGAUGAACAUGGCGCGGUUAAACAGAACGGCUGCCGGCCUCAUGCACACCUUCAACGCGCACGCAGCGACGGACAUCACAGGUUUCGGGAUUCUCGGGCAUGCUCAGAACCUGGCAAAGCAGCAAAGGAACGAAGUUUCAUUUGUCAUCCACAACCUGCCUGUCCUUGCCAAGAUGGCAGCUGUGAGCAAGGCGUGUGGCAAUAUGUUUGGCUUGAUGCAUGGGACUUGCCCUGAAACCUCAGGAGGCCUUUUGAUCUGCCUUCCACGGGAACAAGCAGCUCGAUUUUGUGCGGAGAUCAAAUCACCAAAGUAUGGUGAGGGCUAUCAGGCAUGGAUUAUUGGCAUAGUGGAGAAGGGCAACCGUACUGCCAGGAUCAUAGACAAACCGCGGAUCAUCGAAGUCGCUCCAACAGUGGCCACUCAGAACGUCAACCCAACUCCUGGUGCCACGUCCUAAUAACCGCAACACACACACAACAAACACAACAGCAACAAUGACAUUUGUUGAAAUUCCAAUGCCAUCCCAAGCAACUUUGUAAAUCUUAACUUGUCUGCCUAAAGUGUCGGCCUUUUGGGCUGGCAGAUCACGUGUGGAUCUCAAAAUAAAUCCAUUGCCUUGUUUUUUUUUUCUGUUACAUUAACUGAAGAUGCGCCUAAUACUGAGGCAGCUUCUAAGUUGAGAAAUGAUUAUCCAAUACUGUUGAUUCAUUUUGAAUCUUGAGACACUUACUGUCUGGCUCUUUUUAAGGUGCUUCCCGUAGAACACACCUUUACCAACAGCACUGCAGCAGCUUUUCAUUUGUUUGGUCACAUAUUAUCUAUAUAAAUAUAUAUAUAUAAAUAUAUAUAUUCUAAUGGAAAAACUACUCGUCUGCAAAUGUGUUGCCUUGAAAGCUUUUUUCAGAAAGAGUUGCUUAUUGCAGUUGUUGAUUCCCCCAACGAUUAAUGAAUGGAAUGCAACGAGUUCGCAUGAUUUCAUCCAGUUUUUGGUUGGUAAUGUUUAUUCACACAGUUAGGAUUGCAACGUUAAGUGUUGACUUUACACAGUCGCUCGGUCUUGUGUGGAUUUUCUUUCUCCCCUCACCCCCACCCCAUGCCCUAUCCCUCCGAGAAAAAUACACCAAGUAAGUAGGUCCUCUGUGCUAUAAUCCGCAUGGUCCAUCGAGCACUUGCCUUGGAAAGAGAACCAAUUUCUUUAGCAGUAAAACAAUAAUGUUCUGACGGUAUGUUUCUCUGUUAGUUUAUUGUGUAGGAGCAGACGCAGAUGUACAUCGCUGGUUUACACUGUGCUUCGGUUCACUGUUCUAUCAUGCAGACAAAACGUUGCAGACCAAAAGAGAAGGCUAUUGCAAGAUACUCUAGCUCCGACUGAAAAAUUACACUGACUUUUUUAAAAAUAUAUAUAUAAUCAAUUAUGUUUGACAUGUGCUGUGGUUAUUCGUGUUUAAUACAUUUUAUAUUUUGUAAAGUGAUACCUUGCAUCCGCUUUUCUAUAAAUGCAACUAAUCUUUA